UUGGAGUCGAGUUGUCAUGGAUGUUGAUAACGCCGUUUGAACGUGCAGCGUGGGACCGCGGUGAAAACAUGAAGCAGUCGGUAACAUCGCGGUUGCCGGUGUGACGAGGCGGUUCGGCGGUGCGCGGAGAAUAUUGACCGGCGACGGUUCCAGUCAGCCGGCCGCUGUUUCCUCCUCCCAGCGGCGGGAGCGAAGCGGAGCGGCUGUUCAGCUUGGAGCCGCUGAACAAAGAGCUUUUCUUCCCCCGGACCAUUGUUACCGUGCAGGGCGCCUGAAACUGAUUCCGAACCGGUUUCGGACGGUUAAAGUUUGGGGCGGCCUGUGCUCCAGUCAUGACCUCUGGUAACGGGAGCACUGACAGCAGCCAGCACAAUGGAGACAGCAAAACGGCUCAGCAAGCCAUAGACAAGUCCCACAUCCUGACGCACCUGAUCGAAGGCUUCGUUAUCCAGGAAGGUGCCGAGCCUUUCCCUGUGGAGCGUCCAUCUUUUUCUAUUGAGAGCCUGCGGAGACGGGCAGCAGAUUCAAAGAUGGAUGGCGUAUCUUCCAAGGAGCUGAAGGCCCAGCAGGAGCCCAUGUUGACCUGCGAACUGUGCGGUAAGGUGGACUUUGCCUACAUCUUCAAAAGAUCCAAGAGGUUCUGCUCCACAGUGUGUGCUAAACGCUACAAUGUGGGAUGCACAAAGAGAAUGGGUCUCUUCCCGAACCGCAGAACCAGCCUGGAGAACCUGAAGAGACGAACGUUAAAUGGGAAUUACAAAAACAGCAGCCUGGAGUCUAAAAAGAAGAUUGCUCCCUCUGCUGGUCACACUGUUCACCCUGCACACGGAGAGUCCAGUCAGUGCUCAGACCUGUCCAGCUAUAAAAGAGUCCCGUCACCCCCCCUGUCUACGGCCCCUCGGGUUCCUGCGGUGCAGACCCCCGACCUCCCGCCUCACCCCCACAGCUUUGUGCACAGCGACCCGGGUCAGUGGAACAUCCAGGACGUUUAUGGGUUCAUAUCCUCCCUGCCAGGCUGUCUGGAGAUUGCGGAGGAGUUCCGCUCUCAGGAGAUUGACGGACAGGCUCUGCUUCUGCUGAAGGAGGACCACCUCAUGGGAACCAUGAACAUCAAACUGGGCCCAGCUCUGAAAAUCUUCGCUCAGAUUAGCAUGCUCAAAGACUCGUAGCUCGUCUCUGUUACUGACCGGACACGGCAGGCCUGCUCAGGAUCUUCAGACAUCCAUCAUGACCUCAAAGACUUUCUCGGUGUUUCCUCGUCUCACCUCUUACACGUUCACACUGCUUCCGGGACUAAAGGUAUUCUCUGCUGGAGACCGAUGCUGGUUCCAAGAAUCCACAUAGAUUUGGUGACGUGACCAUCCAGCAGGUCCACUCCUUACUUCAGGUCAGCAGCAGUCUGAUGUCUUCACUAAAGACACUUGCUUGAUCAGAAGAUCAGGACUUUCUCUGUGCUGUGUGUGCAAAGCAUGACUGAUGGCUUAACCUGCACAAGUCACUUCCCUGUGAAACAGCAGAAAGCUGCUAAAGUAAUGCUGCCUUCCAACGUGGGCUGAUUACAGUGUACCAGUUAGAACCAGCUGGUGGCAGUUGGACCGUCAACCAGCCGUCAGUCUGGUCCCACUGUCCCGGCCUGUGGACACGGCAGAAGAGAAAGGGGGUUGUUUUUCCCCCGGCUGUGUUUCCAGCUGUUUGAUAAUCACUGCUCUGUCCUGCUGUGUCCUCAGACAACGCGUUGUCAUGUUGGACAUUUCAGGAACAAAGUCUCUUCAACCACAGUCUGUUUCCUCACUGCUUUGUUAAAGUUGCAGUAUGUAACUUAAAAAGAAAAGUUUUUUUUUUUACAUAUUUGUUGAAGCUGUCAGUAUGCCGUGACAGUAUGGUAUGAGACAAUCUGUGAAAAAAACAUGCAACUCCUCUGCCUUUUCCCAGUGCUGUCUAGGAACAACCAAUCAGAGCCAGGUCCCUCCCCACUUUGCUCUGUGCUGAGAUGCAGAUUCUCCCCGUCAGCUGCGUCUGACGGGGACGGUAGUCAUGGCAUGACUACCAUUGAUGGCGGAUAAACGGUUUUCCUGUAAUAGUAAGCCGUUUCUCCACCAUUAACAUGUCGAACAGCAUUGAUUGACAGCACUAAGACCCUCCUCCUGGCUCUGAUUGGUUGCUUUUCUGCAUUUCUGCAGAGGCAACAGUAGCUCAGGGAAGAGCUGGAGAAGAUCUGUCUUUUCUCAGAUUAUCUUUCUCAUGUUAUACUGUAUUUGAACAAAUCGGUAAAAAAACAUUUUUUUAAUUAAAGUCACAUAAUGCAGCUUUAAAUCUAACAGUCCUGAAUCAGAACUACAGUGUUUACAACUCAGAUGGAAGUUUAUGCUGAAGCAAUUUAAAUAUAAACUUGACAAUAAAAAAAAUGGCUGUAGAGAAAGAAAGGAGUAUAUAUCCCAGGUUAUAAACCAUCAGGAUGGAAUACAAGUGGUUUUGACAUUGGAAAAUCUAUUGGCUAUGGUGCGAGUAAGAGGUGGGGUUGACCUUGGACAGGUUACCAGUCUAUGCCAGACAACAUGCAGGACCAGUUAACCUCCCAGUUCUGUUUCUGGACUGUGGGAGAAAACCUUCUUACUGUGAGGCACCAGCUCUACCAGCCCACAUCUGGAAAUGUUCAGGUUCCGGUUUCGCUCACAAUCAGACGAGGAUGCAUCUACCAGCUGUUUUCUGCUGCUCUCCAAAAACUGAUCCACACCUCAGAAUGACACUGAUAAACACUGAGACAUGCAAGCUGUGAUUUGUUGUUGCAUUGAUCCUCUACUUCUCUGCAUAAUGACGGGAGGGUUACCAAAAUUCUUUGAUGGGACUCAGAACUGAAGAUUUAAUGUGAAAAUCCUUAAGUUCUGCUUUGCGUCUGUUUUGUCGGUGAAUGGAUGAAUGAUCUGGCUGUAAAUGUUCCGUUCACUUCCUCUGGUGCUGCUCUGAAUCAACCUCACUCAGAGCAAACAGAACCACCCCCUCCCUUCUGGCAAUUAUAUGAAAGCCUAUGCACACAAAUGUGACUGCAAUAAGUGCCUGUGGGAGUGGAGAAAUAAAGCUGCCAAAAUUAUGGCUGGGAAUUAGAGAAUACACAACAAAAGACUUUCAUCAUCAAGCCUUUACCAAAGUCAUGUGGAACUGAAGCCAGAGAUGCUCUGCUGACAUACUGCUAGAUGUGAAUGGUGACGCUCUCCUCUAGAUAGACUGUUUCAGUCCUUGGACAUGUUCUCUGGCCUUACACACAAAACACACUUUAAUAAAGUCAAUAGAUCUGUUCGUUA
Messenger RNA from Poeciliopsis prolifica (blackstripe livebearer), 3299 nucleotides. It is a transcript of the gene phc2a, whose product is annotated as polyhomeotic homolog 2a (Drosophila). Bases 333 to 1169 code for a protein of 278 amino acids. The record is from RefSeq and is a predicted model, not a curated record. Gene Ontology annotation, molecular function: zinc ion binding; protein binding. Lineage: Eukaryota; Metazoa; Chordata; Actinopteri; Cyprinodontiformes; Poeciliidae. The transcript is spliced from 7 exons. Gene Ontology annotation, cellular component: nucleus; PRC1 complex.